Adineta ricciae is the source of this 678-nucleotide messenger RNA. The record is from the annotation of a GenBank genome assembly. NCBI's taxonomy places the organism in Eukaryota, Metazoa, Rotifera, Eurotatoria, Adinetida, Adinetidae.
AUGACUGAACCGGUAGUCAUUUACCCGAGUGGAAAUCAUACAGCCACUUUCAUCUUUCUACAUGGAUUAGAUGACAUCGGUAAAACAUGGUUUGAUGACUUUAAUUACUUUAACCUGCCGAAAAGUCUUCCAUACAUGAAAUUUGUAUUUCCGACAGCACCAAUUAUGAAAAUUUCGAAAAAUAACGGUGAAGAAAUGACGAGUUGGUUUGACGUUCACGGCUUUGAUCAAAUUGCAAAAGAAGAUCAACAAAGUAUCGAAAGAGCAUCGCAGUUUUUGAAUAGUUUUGUCGAGGCAGAAACGAAACAUGGCAUUCCAGUAGAACGCAUUAUCAUUGGAGGUUUCUCGAUGGGCGGUGCAGUUGCUCUAUAUACAGUGUUAACAUCGUCUGAUGCAUUCGGAGGUGUCAUCAGUCUUUCGACAUGGUUACCUCUGCGAUCAACAUUUCCUAAAGCACUGAUAGCUGGUGAGAAGAAGAAGACUAUACCGAUACUUCAUUGUCAUGGCAACAAAGACUCGAUCAUACAUAUCGAUUGGGCUCGAUUAAGCGAAGAAUGUUUCAAAUCCAUGGGAUUUCAGAAAUAUACUUUCAAAGAGUAUGAUGGUAUGGAUCAUACUGAUUGUGAACAAGAAAUGAAAGAUAUAAUUGAUUUUAUUCAACAAUACUUCCAGAAAUAA